AUGGGCGAAAUCUACGACAACCACGGCACUAUGAUCAUCAUGUCUAUGGCGAACUUGGCAAUUGACUGGGCACGCAAAGGCCUGGAUGUUCAGAGUGUAACGCGUGGAAGUGGUCCUGAGAACACUCGUUCCAUGGAUGAGGCGUGGCAGCAUCUCAGGUGGCAGAGCAUGGUUUCGGUGCCGUUGCAAUGCGGAAAGAUGAUCGGCGAUGCCUAUGCGAUCAAAGUCAACAAUGUUCCCAAUGCCGCUGUGCCCAUCGAGAAGCUCACCAAGAAGGAGUGCCAGAAGAUUCUGCGUGGCGUGUGA
Messenger RNA from Zasmidium cellare ATCC 36951, 306 nucleotides. RefSeq lists its product as uncharacterized. The coding region runs from base 1 to 306 and encodes 101 amino acids. The transcript has 2 exons. Lineage: Eukaryota; Fungi; Ascomycota; Dothideomycetes; Mycosphaerellales; Mycosphaerellaceae. The record is from RefSeq and is a predicted model, not a curated record.